AUGGCGCCGCCUGGACAGCUCCCUCGCGUCCGCUCGGCGGAGGCGUCAAUCGAGAAGGGCCGCGCAGCCUACGCGGACCAGCGCUUCCGCGUCGCCCUCGAGCACUUCACCCUCGUCGCCGGGAACUGCCCAUGUUCGUCACCCUCGGGAGGAGGGCCUACCUCUUCAGGUGGAGGCUCAGGAAGUAGUUCCGGUGGUCGUACUUCUCGAAGUCUCAAAGGGCUCGGGGCCGCAGGUUCUAGAGGUGGUGGAGGUGCAGGUCCUGACGGCGGAGACGCCAGCGGGAACGGACACAGUCCCGCGCAGCAGCGUCGCCGGCGGGAAAGGUGUACGUGCCGCGACUUUGCUCAAGCGGCGGCCCGGCACCGCCGCGAAAGGGGCAGCGUAUACGCGGAGGCCACUAAGGAGUGCAAGUGUGGCGCCGAGAAGACGUGGGGCCGGUGCCACCGUGAGGGCCACGUCCAGGCGCUCGACUACCGGGCUGCGUGCUUUGAGAAGAUGGGAAAGCUGGAUAUGGCGCGCAGGGAUGCGGAGUGGCUGUUAGAGAUUGCGCCCCGGCGGUUGGAGGGGUACAUGAGGCUGGGGAAGAUAUACAAGUUGGAGAAGAAACACGAAAUGGCGUGGGCUGCGUGGAGUGCCGGUAUCGAGGUUGGACAAAAGGAAAGUCUCACGAGAACGACUAAAUAUGAACCACCAAGAGUCUCCUUCCUGAAGACGUUACGGAAGCGGACCGGCGGUGGCGCCCGCAGCCUCGUCAUCCCCAAUGCGCAUGCCUUCCAACUCAACGAGACAAAGUGGCUGUCACUCAUCCAGACCACGAACCCGCGCAUGAUGACGCGCCUCGAGAUCGGCGCUAUCAAGCGUAACCUUGAGAGCGGCGACUGGGGCUACAAGCUGCCUCCCAAGCCGCUCUUCUUUGAAGGACUCACGCACCUCGGCUUCAGCUUCCGUGUUGACAGGCCGAAUUACCAAAGCACCGGCGGUGCCCAGCCCUUUGUAAGGCAGUUUGUCGAACGUGCCCGGGAGAAUAUCGAGAGGAUAUCCCUCUUCAGCAUGCACCUCAACGACCUGGGCUGGCCGGAGCUGCCCCGACUCAAGAUCCUUCAGUUGACCGGUCCGCUGACUUCGACAUUGAAUCAGCUGACCCCUGAGCGCCGAAUUGACCCCAACCCGCAGUUCGCUCUCGCUCGCUCAACGCCAAAUCUAGAGCAAAUACACAUGGAUAAUUUUGGCGUGUUCACCGGCCUGGACUCACUCGCUCCGCCAGAAGACUGCUGGUCCCUCUGGCCGGGCCUUCAGGUUAUCAAGCUCGGCAAGGCGUGCGGCGCCCUCUCCAUGGGCGACAAGCGCCACUUCCCGCCGCUGCACCCGUCCUCCUUCCGCGUCCUCGACGCCCGCGCCGCGCUCCAAUCCAACCACGGCGACUGGCUGCCCCAGCAGCUACCCCUCGACUACUCGGGCUACGAGGCUGCCGAGUCCCUCGUCACCUACCCCAACCUCGAGCGCUUCUGGAUGCCGAAAUUGCCCCUGAGCGUCGAUCUCGCAACCGUCCUCCUCGAGCCCGCCGUCCGCUCAGGCAGGCUACGUGAGCUCGGCCUCUGCUGGCGCCAGGAACCGGGCCAAUUCUUUCCCGGUGCGCUCGACUGGCUCCGUGGCAGCGUCUCGGUCCGCACAUUCGGCUUCUUCAAUUUUGAUUUCGAGUCCCACGAGAACCUGACGCGGGAUCCGGCACAGAGGGGACGCGGCAUCGACUCGGUCGAUCUCCUCUUUGGGUUCCUCCAGUCGUUCCCCAACCUCGAGGUUCUCGAGCUGCACUCAGACCUGUGCGACCCGAUGCGCCUCGGCGCCAUCAUCGAGCGCGUCGCGAUCCUGGGCAGACUAAAGAAGGUGUACCAGCGCGCGCUGACGGGGGUGGCGAUGGAUCAGCUGAGGACCUUUUGCGGCGCUCAUGGGGUCGAGGUUGUGUAUGGGAGUUGGGAAGCUGAGUUUCCCGUGCCUUUGGAGCCUUUGGCUCCCGUGGAGGCUGAGAUUGGCGAGUGA
Colletotrichum fioriniae is the source of this 2040-nucleotide messenger RNA. The record is from RefSeq and is a predicted model, not a curated record. NCBI's taxonomy places the organism in Eukaryota, Fungi, Ascomycota, Sordariomycetes, Glomerellales, Glomerellaceae.